UUCUCGAUGAUGGCCGAGAAUAAUCCACUGCCAAUGAGAGUCUAAUUUCUGCCAAUUUUGUACAUCGCGAAAUUGUAGGCGAAAAAAAGAAAUCAUAAAUGAGAAAAUCGAUGACGCAAUUUCAGCAGGAUAUCGGCACGUGUUUUUCCGUGCUUGCUUAGUUACGAUUGCCAUCUUAUGAGAAUAGGCGCGCGUUAAAGGGGGAAAAAAAAAAAGGAGGAAGAAGGUGUGGAUAGAAAGACAGAGAGAGGUAGACAAAUCCGCGCCGAAGUCGGUGAUAUGUGUCGUGCUGGCUCCCGGAGCCUCGAUGACCUUGACCCCGCGAGCAUGAAGCACCCAUCGAGGUCAGCGAGUCUCGAGGUUGCUAUGGCGCUUUUCGGCAUGGUUUGGCUGCUGCGCGUUCGCUCCAAGAUGCUUCGUUGCUCGAAGUGUCAGCACGAGGAAAUGCUCGCACAGCAGCAACAACAGCAACAGGCGCAGCUGCAGCAGCAGCAGCAGCAGCAGCAGCAGCAGCAGCAGCCGCACCACCAUCAUCAUCAUCAUCAGCAUCACCAGCACCAGCAUACGCUGUCGCAGGCCACGAGCCUGCUGCAGACGAUGUCCGACGACGGCGUCAGCUCGUCCGCUAACACUUUGUUUACGCUGGACACUCCUGGAGCGGCUGGUCCGGCAGGAAGUUACUGCGAAGUGCACGGAUACGUACAGGCGAAAGAAGAUAUCCAGGAGUUUUACGAGCUGACGCUGCUCGACGAGUCGAAAUCGGUGCAGCAGAAGACGGCAGAGACGAUCCGCAUCGCGGACAAAUGGGAAGCCAGCGACGGGCCAAUCACGCCGACCUUCGCCCAGAACGACGGUGGUCCAGCCUCCGCCUUGCCGUUGACCCAGACUCUGUCGAACAUUUACGGCCGCAGAUCGGCCAGUCCCGAUGUACCAGGCCCCGAUGUAGACGAGACUCAGAAAACGAGAUAUGAUAGCGCAGGAGUGGAGGAACAAUUGCCACCGCCGCCGUCGCCACCCCAGCUUAAAGAGGCAGCUCAGCUGGAUGGAGUUCCCAGACCGAAUUCAGUCGACCGCAUCCUUCAUUCUGACGGCAUUCAGAACAUCAGUCACGAGACGCUCAACAAGAGUCACGAUAGCUGGCAAGGACAUGAUAGUGACCAGGCACACACUCCUCUUCUCGCGGCCGACACGAGACACGUGAACGGCGACGAUGACUGGGAGUACGAGGAGAUCGUUUUGGAGCGGGGCGGGGCGGGUCUAGGUUUCAGCAUCGCCGGCGGCACGGACAAUCCGCAUUAUGGCAACGACACCGCCAUUUACAUCACCAAGCUUAUACCGGGCGGCGCCGCUUCUGCGGACGGCCGCCUGCGUGUCAAUGACACGAUACUGCAGGUGAACGACGUGUCCGUCGUCGACGUACCGCAUGCGGCCGCCGUGGACGCGCUCAAGCGGGCCGGCAACACCGUCAAGCUGUAUGUACGCCGACGGAGGCACACGCAGCUGAUGGAGAUCGAGCUGAUCAAAGGUAACAAGGGUCUCGGCUUCAGCAUUGCCGGCGGUAUUGGCAAUCAACAUAUACCGGGCGACAAUGGUAUCUACGUGACCAAAAUCAUGGACGGCGGGGCCGCGCAGGUGGACGGUCGCCUCGUCGUCGGUGACAAAUUGGUGGCCGUCAGGAACGCUGUGCAAGGCGAUAAGAAUCUGGAGAACGUGACACACGAGGAGGCAGUGGCAACCCUGAAGGCGACCCAAGAUCGCGUCGUACUUCUCGUUGCCAAGCCGGAAAGUGGAAUUAUACCCCCGCCCCCUCCAGCAAUAGCGACGGACAAUUCUCUCUCGCCUCAGCCACGUAAGCAGAACGGUUCCGUGUCGGCGCUGGAGAACAACACCGCGACGCUGUCAUAUUCACAGGAAUCACGCCAUGCGUCUUCCCUCGCUCUGCACGGCACCGGUACACCGCGGGCCGUUUCCCAGGAGGACGUCUCUCGGGAGGUACGCACUGUCGUAUUGAACAAAGGAUCCUCUGGGCUGGGCUUCAACAUUGUCGGCGGUGAGGAUGGCGAAGGUAUCUUCAUCUCGUUCAUUCUAGCCGGAGGCCCGGCCGAUCUCAGCGGUGAAUUACGCAGGGGCGAUCAGAUACUGAGCGUUAAUGGUGUCAAUCUUCGAACAGCCACUCAUGAAGAGGCUGCCGCAGCCCUCAAGGGUACCGGCCAGACAGUGACAAUCGUCGUGCAAUAUAAGCCAGAGGAUUAUAACAGAUUCGAGGCAAGGAUCCAAGAUCUUAAACAACAGAUCUCGCAACAGAAUGUGAUGACAGGCACCCUCAUGAGGACCUCCCAAAAGAAAUCACUCUACGUGAGAGCGUUGUUCGAUUACGACCCCAAUAAGGACGAUGGUCUACCGAGCCGCGGCUUGGCGUUCCGUUAUGGUGAGAUCCUGCACGUGACGAAUGCCAGCGACGACGAAUGGUGGCAGGCGAGGAGAGUCACUCCUCAGGGCGAGGAGGAGGGUCUGGGCAUAAUACCCUCGCGCAGGAGAUGGGAGCGCAAGCAGCGUGCCAGAGACCGUUCUGUCAAAUUCCAGGGACACAUGCCGGUCAUUCUCGAUAAGCAAUCAACCUUAGACCGGAAGAAGAAGAACUUCUCGUUCAGCAGGAAGUUCCCGUUCAUGAAGAGCAAGGACGACAAGUCCGAGGAUGGCUCCGAUCAGGAACGAACGCCCACCACACCCGAGAAUGAGAACGAUCCCACCCCAUUCAUGCUGUGCUACACCCAGGACGACACUAACACUGAAGAUGUGUCUUGCGCCAAAGGGAGUAGAGAAAUUUUGUAUCGCGUUCAGCUGCCGUAUAUGGAGGAACUCACGUUAGUUUAUCUGGAAAAGGAGGGCGAUGAGCCCGAUGACGACCUUAGCAGCGAAGAGAACGUCCUCUCGUACGAGGCCGUGCAGCAACUGACGAUACAGUACACGCGUCCCGUGAUCGUUCUCGGACCGCUCAAGGAUCGCAUCAACGAUGAUCUCAUCUCCGAGUUCCCUGAUAAAUUCGGCAGCUGCGUUCCACAUACAACAAGGAGUAGAAGGGAAUACGAGGUGGACGGACGGGAUUAUCACUUCGUGGCGUCGAGGGAACAAAUGGAGAGAGACAUACAGAAUCACUUGUUCAUAGAGGCCGGACAAUAUAACGACAAUCUUUAUGGAACAUCCGUGGCGUCCGUGCGGGAAGUAGCUGAGAAGGGCAAGCACUGUAUUCUUGAUGUGAGCGGGAAUGCUAUCAAGAGGUUACAAGUAGCACAACUUUAUCCUAUCGCCAUCUUUAUCAAACCAAAAUCGGUCGAAUCUGUCAUGGAGAUGAAUAAGAGGAUGACCGAGGAGCAAGCAAAGAAGACGUACGAGCGUGCCCUAAAGAUGGAACAAGAAUUUGGUGAAUACUUUACUGCCGUUGUCCAAGGGGACACUCCCGAGGAGAUCUAUGUCAAAGUGAAGGAGGUCAUCUCCGAGCAAUCUGGACCGAACAUCUGGGUUCCGUGCAGGGACCAGCAACUGUGACGUCCUGCCCCCCACGCUCAGCACGGGCCCAACGCCUGGACCCUGCCGCCGAGGCGUAAAGCUUAAUUAUUCAUAAGUACGAUUAAGCAAUGCUCUAACGCCCCUUCCCCAUCCCUCCCUCUCUCCUUCCCGCAUCCCCAUCAAUUACCCGUGUAGCACAAGGUCCGUACUUGAGGUACGCAGCGCGGCGUAAAUCGCCGCGAGGGAUUUCAAGCUGAGAGAAUACUUAAGCAGCGGAACCACACCGAUAGGGCCGACCACUGUUUUUCCGCGAGAAACCGAUAAAUCUAAGUCGAUCGGAGCGUGUGAUUUUAUUCACCCCUAUGUAUAUACGAAAUCCACUGUAGAAAGAUCGUCGAGAGAAAACGAUCGGAGGAGGGGGAAAGGACUUGAGCACUUCACGCGUGCUCCGUCACGUUGAAUUUUAUCGCGGAGAAAAAUUCGUGAACUUUUAUCGUAUGAUCGUCGAUUAUUCGUGUGUGAUGGUCCCUAAUUUUAUUAAUUAUGUUUAUCGCCCGAGCGAUGUUACAACGGCAUCGCGUAUGCAGACGGGACGCGACGGGAUGAACGUCCGAUACGCGUUCCCGUAGAAAGCUUCGGCGCGUAGACUUGUACCGCUCCUUUAUAUCUUAACGUGUUUCUUGACACCGAAUCAGCGGCCGUCGCUGAUCAAACGUGAGAUUUAGCUUGCACGAUUUUUUAGCGGAACCGACGCGGAACUGGCUGAUGAACAGAAGAAGAGAAGUAAAAAAAAAAAAACCGCUGCUCGAUCAUGUACUUACGAUAUCGUGGGAAAAUCGUGAUAGGCGUAAACGGACGAAGCUGCGAUUCGCAAGAAAAAGAAAGUACAGAUGCGCUCAAUUAAGUUUUCGAUUACUGGCAAAUAAUAAGAUUUUUCAUUCGGGAAUUCGCGUUCCAAGAGCGGAUUCUCGAUAUCUCUCUCGCUUUUGGCAUUCCUCCGUUCGCCGGGCUGCGAAGCAGCUCGCAAUCGCGUGCACAUCGCGUCGACACUUCGUCCGCUUGCCUCUUCCGUUUCCUAUAUAGCAUUAUAGUAUAAAUAGCAUUAAUCGCGCGAGAAGGGUUAUGACGCGAGCGGGAAAUCGAAUUCUUGCGAACGCGAGGUGUCAUUACGGCAAUUUAAUUGUAAUAUAGCUGCAUUGUCGUGACACGGAUAUUGCGAGUCGCGGAGAUAAUGACGAUAAUGAUAAUGACAAUGAUUGACGUAGCUAUCGCGCGUUGCGGGUCGCGAAGACCUCCCGACACGCGACGAACGCUUCUGUCCAACCCCCCCCCCCCCCUCCCCCCUUGGGAUAGAGCUGAACGUUUCUUUUCCCUUAAUUUCGUAGUAACGUUUUAACUCGCGGGGGACCGGAUAAUCUCGCGCGGAUAUGCUUUCGAGCUAUUACCUACCGCGAGCCCUAGAUUAUUAUUAUUAAGCGUGUAUCAUAUGAAAUGAACGAGGUACGAAGCGACGAGCUUCGGCUUGUGCCUGAGGGAUAAGAGGGCCUGGCUUCGCCGAGUUGAAAGAUGUCUGUCUCGAUGUAAAAGACCGUAUAUAAAGAGAAUAAUUAAACCGCAGACACCUAUUAUACACCUCUAUAGUCUAUUUAAUAAUAUUACUUAUUGAAUUGUCAAUCUCAUGUUCACCUUGUUUCAUCGUUUUUAAAUAGUUAAUAAACGUUUUACCAAUUUUA
Molecule: messenger RNA, 5240 nt
Organism: Linepithema humile (Argentine ant)
Lineage: Eukaryota; Metazoa; Arthropoda; Insecta; Hymenoptera; Formicidae
Gene: dlg1
Product: discs large 1
Biological process (GO): cell-cell adhesion; embryo development; chemical synaptic transmission
Cellular component (GO): basolateral plasma membrane; postsynaptic density membrane; neuron projection
Molecular function (GO): kinase binding
Source: RefSeq, a predicted model, not a curated record